Lotus japonicus is the source of this 1011-nucleotide messenger RNA. Its product is annotated as metacaspase-4-like. The record is from RefSeq and is a predicted model, not a curated record. NCBI's taxonomy places the organism in Eukaryota, Viridiplantae, Streptophyta, Magnoliopsida, Fabales, Fabaceae. The coding region runs from base 52 to 1011 and encodes 319 amino acids. The transcript is spliced from 2 exons.
UUAGGGUUCUUCUCUCCGACUACGUAACCGCCAUUGAAGAUUGAAGAUAACAUGGAUCCAUUGCCUGAGAUGUAUCUGAAUAAGAAGAAGGCUGUGUUGAUUGGAUUGAAGCACCCAGACCCGCAGAUGAACAGUGUCGAUGUGAAAGGGCAGAUAUUGAGGAUGAAAGAGAACCUCAUGAAACUGCGUGGGUUUUCAGAGGAUAACAUCACCCUCAUGAUUCAGGAGGAAGAAGAAGAAGAAGAAGCGAUCAACACACCCACUGGCAGAAACAUUGGAAUUAUGCUAGGCUCGCUGGUUCGGUCUGCUAAGCCAGGUGACAUCCUCUACGUCCACCUCAUAGCCUAUGGCUGUUCUGAUGGUUGUAUUAUUACCGCUGAUAAAUAUCACCUCCGUGAAAAUCGUUUCAGGGGAUUUAUAGUUUCAGCCCGCCGAAAGGGUUGUAAUCUGACCAUGGUAUCUGAUUGCCUGAUUGAACCUGCUGCGUGUUCUUGUUCAUUUCCUAUAAAAAAACCAACACUGUUCCAAGUUUUGAUGGAAAGACAACCUAAAAAGGAGGAUCUUUUCCCUGUGAGACAUGAUCUUUCCACUAUGGAUCUUAAAAAAACUUUGCAACGCACCGACUUGUGUUCUGUCGAUGUCCGCAACCCCAUUGAGGAGACUGAUGAUGAUGAUUUACCUCGUGUAAUUCUGUUGAUGCCUUUCCGACGUGAUCAAAACACCCCCAGCCCUAUUCAGUCAAGGCCUCAAACUGGCCCUCUUAAUGAGAAGUUUCCAUCUGAAUUAUUCUUUCCCCCAUCACCAAAGGGAGGAGCUUCUUCCACAACCACUUCUCCUCCGCACACAUUAUACGGUGGUUUUACCAAUGCCAUACUCGAUGUAAUUGAAGAGACUCAUGGUGAAGUCACAAACUUACAGCUCGCUCAAAAGGCUAUGGAGAAACUUGGAGGAGAAGUACCUAGUCUCCGAUGCAAUGACCCCAACCACGCUUAUGCUUCUUUUGUGUGCUGA